CAUGUCACUGAGGCCUAAAGAUCAAUUUACUGAUAGAUUUUUUAUCCAGUAUCAUAAAGGGAAGUGUCAACGUCAGGUUAUUGGCAAGAAUAAAAUUGGGGAGACACCUCAAAUUAUAGCUGCAUACCUUAAUUUAGAAAAUCCAAAACAGUACACCGGUCAUUGCUUUCGUAGAACGGGUGCUACGCUUUUAUCCAACUCAGGAGCAAGCACUACCAUGCUUAAACAACUAGGUGGAUGGAAGUCACUUACAAUAGCACAAGGUUACGUCGAAAAUUCGUUAAAAAAUAGAGAAAAAAUUUAUGAACGUAUUACUAAUGCUACUGUAUCUAAUGAUCAUUUGAAUCCACAACCAUCGACUAGUAAAAAUUAUUCUAGUGGCACAAUAACUGCAAAUAAAAAUUUGAAAUCUACUGAACAAAAUGAUAAUUCCGAUAAUUUUUCUGAUGAUUUUAUAAUAAGUGAAGAUGAUCUAGUAGCAAUUGAUAAAUUAAAUCAGUUAACAACAACAAAACCUCCAAUAACCUCGGUUACAACACAGACAAAAAGAAAAAAUCUCUUCGAAGUACCAAAAUAA
Molecule: messenger RNA, 577 nt
Organism: Solenopsis invicta (red fire ant)
Lineage: Eukaryota; Metazoa; Arthropoda; Insecta; Hymenoptera; Formicidae
Exons: 3
Coding region: 2-577 (191 amino acids)
Biological process (GO): DNA integration; DNA recombination
Molecular function (GO): DNA binding
Source: RefSeq, a predicted model, not a curated record